Messenger RNA from Ostertagia ostertagi, 1356 nucleotides. The record is from the annotation of a GenBank genome assembly. NCBI's taxonomy places the organism in Eukaryota, Metazoa, Nematoda, Chromadorea, Rhabditida, Trichostrongylidae.
AUGAAAAGAGGAGAACGAUCUCCUGAAUGGCUUCGUGGUUCACCUGCUGCAUUCUUGCAACAGGUUAUUAUUCGAGGAGCUGUAGAUCCAUGGGUUUCUCACAAUAUGACACCUGAGCAGGCUAUUCGAGGACCAUUAUCACGAGCUUUUCUUGCAAGAGAUGUCAUCCUCAAACAUGAAAUAGUCGAUGCUAUGUGCCUCCAAGUUAAUCGAGAAGAUGUCCGAUCAGGUUCCUCGUUCCCUCGGGGCUGUCUGCUACUUGAUCCAACAGCAUUUUGGCAGAAUUCCUUGGAUAUGUUUGUGAAAGAUGCUGAUGUUCUAACCACAAUUUUCUUACGGGAGUGUUCACCUGUGAUGUGCUUGCGAGAUGUCUUUCUGGGUAUACCUACCGUAUUCACAGGAAUCAAGCCCACCUACAGGAGCAACAGAAAACGGAGUAUCGACUUUUCACUCACUUUGUUUCUCGCUCAAUAUGAUCCUGGAAUGAGAAGUUCACUGUUGGAUAGUCUAACUUCUCGAGAGGAAUUUGAGCCCCUGCCACUCUAUGCGGAUGAGGAGAAUAAAUUCGGUCACGUAUUCUAUCGGAAUCGGAAGGCUUUUACAGACUAUCUUCCCCUACUCUCUUCUUACGCAAUUUUUACGGUAUUUUUAAAAUUCGAAAUGGUUGCGUCUCGUUGGAGUUUAGCUUUUGCUGCUGCUUUCGCUGUCGGUGCCACUCUUCUUAUGACCACCGGAGUUUGUGCUCAUUUGGAAUUGAGUCCAACCCUCUGGGGAGCCGAAAUAUUCCCGUAUAUAGCUCUGAUAUUAGGGCUCGAGAAUACGCUCUGCAUAACACGGGCUGUUGUGUACACGCCACCGACGUUGGAUGUAUCCUCGCGAAUUGCUCAUGGUUUGGCGCAAGAGGGUUACUCCUUAUGCAAGUACUUUGUCAUGGAACUUUCCUUUCUUGCGAUUGGCUAUGCUACUCGAAUUGCAGAGAUUCAAGAAUUCUGCAUGUUUGCAUUCAUCGGUCUCGUGAUCGAUUUCUAUAUGCAGAUGUUCUUCUAUGCUCCCUGUCUCACAUUCGAUCUUCAACGAUUGAGUGUAGAAGAGAAAACGAAGUUUGCUCUACAGCUAUUCAAUACCGAUAUCCCUCAUCUCAGCGACUUUGUUCCUUCAAAGAGGAGAAAAAAGAGAACAUUGUCUGAAUCCCAGCUUGAUGAAAGAGAAAUCCAGGAGGAUCUCGAUAGAAAAGGCGUCGCUGCCGUUCAAACUCCGCAGACUGGACUUAUGGAGGAGCUCAACCAUACCGAAACCCUGUUUCCAGCAAUCGACUCAGAAUUCUAUACUUUGUUUGUUAAGUUCAUUCAAUAUUGA